This is a messenger RNA of Myxocyprinus asiaticus (Chinese sucker), 1501 nucleotides long. RefSeq names its product biogenesis of lysosome-related organelles complex 1 subunit 4-like. The transcript is spliced from 5 exons. The coding region runs from base 62 to 772 and encodes 236 amino acids. Gene Ontology annotation, cellular component: BLOC-1 complex. The record is from RefSeq and is a predicted model, not a curated record. NCBI's taxonomy places the organism in Eukaryota, Metazoa, Chordata, Actinopteri, Cypriniformes, Catostomidae.
CGCACAUGCCGCUCUGCGUGCACUUCCACAUAAACAAGUGCAGUGCAGUGGAGGGUGGAUCAUGGAGCAUCGCUUUGACAGGGUAGCGGCGGUGCUGUCACCACUGGAGGAGUCCAGCGCCGAGGUAAGCAGAGACAGCGGCAUCGUGUCGCAGAGCGCCAGCAGCUUGUCUAUGGUUAGCGAGGCCCUGAGUAGCGGGACCGUGUCUCAGAGCCCGAGCUUCGGCGCUGCAGUGGCCCAGGACCCGAGCUCUGCUGCGGGAGAAACCCAGGAACAGAGCGAGCAUGAGCAGACACAAGACGACGAGCUGCUGAGACACACUGCGAUCGCUUACUCCUCUUAUAUCAGAGCCCAUGCUGAAGAAGAGGUCCUGUGCUUGGAGAAAAGUCUGGAGGAAAUGCUUACAAGACUAGAUGAGUUUGUGGGUAUGCUUGAUAUGAUUAGAAAUGACACCUCUCAGGUGGUCAAUGAGAACUUACCACAGAUACAAAGGAAAUCAGAAGAGAUGAGAGAGAUCUACAGAAAAAUUGACAAAUUGGAGGCCUUUGUUAAAAUGGUUGGAGUCAGUGUUAGUGCCAUGGAAGAACAAGUCACUCAAGUUGAAGGUGAAGUUGGAACUCUACCAGGCACCUUCAAAAAGAUCUUUCGCACAAUGAGCAUGCCAGGAUUUUUAAAUAAACCUGCUAGCCCAAGAAGGCAAACACAACGACAUCAAGAGCUUCCCAGUGUAUUUAGAACAGAAGAUUACUUUACAUCUCAGUCCGAGCAGUAGAAGAAAGACUAUUUUGUACCAAGGCCAGGGAUCUUCAACAUCAGCAGUGCUGCCUGGACGAUGAUAACAAGAUGCACAUCUCAGAUACACUUACCUGGGAUCGCAAAAACACCACUUUAGCUUCAAAUUAUUUGAACGAAUUUUGAUUAAAGCUGUGUUAUUUUAGUAGGCCGUUUAAUGGCAGCUAGUUUUAUAACCAACAGAAGCUUUGGUUUUAAAUUGUUUGUUUUCAAAGUGCCUCACCAGGAAGUUUGACACUGUUUCUUAUAAAUGAGAUGGAAUGCUUGUAAAAUGUCAGAACAUUGGUUGAAAUGUUUCUAUGAUUUUUACUCUUGUACAUAAUUUUACAGCUUUGUAAUUUUUUGCCCUUGGUCUUUUCUUCCAAUGCUUGAGAACUUUGCACUACUUUCACUGUUGCUAAAACGAGCUAUUUAUCUUAUUAAGGUUUAAUAUCAGUGUCUGACACGUUAACAAUAGAUAUUCUUAAUGUAGCCAGUGUAAAUUACUCUGGUUCAUUAUGUAGCAUUUAGUGCCACUUUUCUCAGCAGAACAAUGUCACCACAACAAAAUUUGUUUGUCAUGGACCAUUUCCUUUUUUACUUAAAUGUCCAUUGACAAAUAAUGUUAUGCUAAGCGUGUUACAUGAUAAUAUUUGUAACUAAUGAUUGUCUAUUUGUAAUAUGUUUCCAAAUGUAGCCUUGAGCAUAAAGUUACUAAUUCUCACUGUCA